This is a messenger RNA of Eimeria mitis, 861 nucleotides long. RefSeq lists its product as uncharacterized. Bases 1 to 861 code for a protein of 286 amino acids. The record is from RefSeq and is a predicted model, not a curated record. The transcript has 2 exons. NCBI's taxonomy places the organism in Eukaryota, Apicomplexa, Conoidasida, Eucoccidiorida, Eimeriidae.
AUGGACCCUGUUGAGAGGGGGCCCCCUGGGGAAAUGGGGCCCCCUGAGACUCUUACGGGGGAUGAGGCCUCUAUGGAGAUGGGGGCCCCCAUGGAGAUGGGGGCCCCCAUGGAGAUGGGGGCCCCUAUGGAGAUGGGGGCCCCUGGGGCCCCUGAGGAGAUCGGUGCGCCUGAGACCCCCUGGGAGUUGGAGGCCCCUGCGGCUGGGGGGGCCCCUAAGGACAUGGGGGCCCCUGGGGCCCCUGGUGAGAUGGAGACACCUGGUGAGAGGGGGCCCCUCGGUGAGUUUGGGGGGGGGCGAGGCAGAGAGACACUCUACGUCGGGGAGACAGCCCCCACAGAGGAGACAGUCUCCCCUCUGAAGGAGACAGGCACCAGCAAGGAGACAGUCUGUGGAGAGGAGACAGCCCCCACAGAGGAGACACUCUGCACAGGGGACACAGCCCCCACAGAGGGGACCGGGUCUGGCGAGGAGACAGUCCCCACAGAGGAGACAGCCGCCACAGAGGGAGCUCUGUGUGGGGAGGAGACAGCCCCCGCAGAGGAGACAGUCCCCACAGAGGAGACAGUCCCCACAGAGGAGACAGCCCCCAGAGAGGCAGCUCUGUGUGGGGAGGAGACAGCCCCCAGAGAGGUAGCUCUGUGUGGGGAGGAGACAGUCCCCACAGAGGAGACAGCCCGCAGAGAGGGGGCCGUGUGUGGGGAGGAGACAGUCCCGGUAGCGGGGUCCGUGUGUGGGGAGGAGACAGCCCCGAGAGAGGAGACAGUGCAGCAUCGCAUAGAGGAGACAGUCUCUCUUAUGAAGGAGACAGUGGCCCGCGAGGGGACAGCACUGGGUCUGAAGGAGACAGUGUAUGUUUAG